UCCUCUGAGAAAGAUUGGAUUGGUCUUUUUAUAGAUUAUAUACUCUGUGUAAUUAAUUGUAGCAUCCCAGGCCUAUAAGUGCAUGAAGACUCUCAGAGCAGAAUUUUCACUGGGAUAAAAAUGUCUAUCUUUCAGAGAACUUCGGUGCUUUGCCCUAGAGCUGUCUGGUUUUACCUACUCCUUUCUGGGACACAGCUGACUUGGAGAGUGUUAUGUGCCAAGAACCUUGCAAAGAAAGAUUUCUUCAGACUCCCCGACCCCUUUGCAAAGAUUGUGGUGGAUGGAUCUGGGCAGUGCCACUCAACGGACACUGUGAAAAACACACUGGACCCAAAAUGGAACCAGCACUAUGAUCUAUAUGUUGGGAAAACUGAUUCCAUAACCAUCAGCGUGUGGAACCACAAGAAGAUUCACAAGAAGCAGGGAGCUGGCUUUCUGGGCUGUGCGCGGCUGCUUUCCAACGCCAUCAGCAGAUUAAAAGAUACUGGAUACCAGCGUUUGGAUCUAUGCAAACUAACUCCCUCAGAUACUGAUGCAGUUCGUGGCCAAAUAGUGGUCAGUUUACAGACACGAGACAGAAUAGGCACUGGAGGGUCUGUGGUAGACUGCCGAGGACUGUUAGAGAAUGAAGGAACUGUGUAUGAAGACUCAGGACCUGGAAGGCCUCUCAGCUGCUUCAUGGAGGAGCCAGCCCCUUACACAGACAGUACUGGUGCUGCGGCUGGGGGAGGGGACUGCAGGUUUGUGGAAUCCCCAAGUCAAGAUCAAAGGCUCCAGGCACAGCGACUUCGAAAUCCUGAGGUCCGGGGGUCACUACAGACACCUCAGAACCGUCCCCACGGCCACCAGUCGCCAGAACUGCCCGAAGGCUAUGAGCAAAGGACAACGGUGCAGGGGCAGGUUUACUUUUUGCACACGCAGACUGGAGUUAGCACGUGGCACGACCCCAGGAUACCAAGUCCCUUGGGGACCAUUCCUGGGGGAGAUGAAGCUUUUCUAUGCGAUUUCCUUCUACAAGGCCAUACAUCUGAGCCCAGAGACCUUAACAGCGUGAACUGUGAUGAACUCGGACCACUGCCACCAGGCUGGGAAGUCAGAAGUACAGUCUCGGGGAGAAUAUAUUUUGUAGAUCAUAAUAACCGAACAACCCAGUUUACAGACCCAAGGUUACAUCACAUCAUGAAUCACCAGUGCCAACUAAAGGAGCCCAGCCAGCCGCUGCCAUUGCCCAGCGAGGGCUCGGUGGAGGAUGAGGAGCUUCCCGCCCAGAGAUACGAGAGGGAUUUAGUCCAGAAGCUGAAGGUCCUCAGACACGAGCUUUCGCUUCAGCAACCCCAAGCUGGUCAUUGCCGCAUCGAAGUGUCCAGAGAAGAAAUAUUUGAGGAGUCUUAUCGCCAGAUCAUGAAGAUGCGGCCAAAGGAUCUGAAGAAGCGACUGAUGGUCAAGUUCCGGGGAGAAGAAGGUUUGGAUUAUGGCGGAGUGGCCAGUGUUGGGUUGCCCAUGGGACAGGUCUCCCAAGAAGCUUGGAGAAAGGACAAGGUAUCCACCCUGGCUGGUCAUUUUCCUAAUAAAUGUGUUCUCUGGUGCCCCCUACAGGACCAUCUGUCUUAUUUCCAUUUUGUGGGUCGGAUCAUGGGUCUCGCCGUAUUCCACGGACACUACAUAAACGGGGGCUUCACGGUUCCCUUCUAUAAGCAGCUACUGGGGAAACCCAUCCAGCUCUCUGAUUUGGAGUCGGUGGACCCAGAACUCCAUAAGAGCUUAGUGUGGAUUCUAGAGAACGAUAUCACCCCUGUGCUAGACCACACUUUCUGUGUGGAACACAAUGCUUUCGGGAGGAUUCUUCAGCAUGAACUGAAACCCAAUGGCCGCAACGUUCCCGUCACAGAGGACAACAAGAAAGAAUAUGUCCGGUUGUAUGUAAAUUGGAGGUUCAUGCGGGGGAUUGAAGCCCAGUUCUUGGCUCUUCAGAAGGGGUUUAAUGAACUCAUUCCUCAACACUUACUGAAGCCGUUUGACCAGAAGGAACUGGAGCUGAUCAUAGGCGGCCUGGAUAGGAUCGACGUGAGCGACUGGAAGUCCAACACUCGGCUGAAGCACUGUGUGGCCGACAGCAACAUCGUCCGCUGGUUCUGGCAGGCCGUGGAGACCUUCGACGAGGAGAGGAGGGCCAGGCUGCUGCAGUUUGUGACCGGGUCCACUCGGGUCCCUCUCCAAGGCUUCAAGGCUUUGCAAGGUUCUACAGGCGCGGCAGGGCCCCGGCUCUUCACCAUCCACCUGAUCGAUGCCAAUACAGACAACCUUCCGAAGGCCCACACCUGCUUUAAUCGGAUCGACAUUCCACCUUACGAGUCGUACGAGAAGCUCUAUGAGAAGCUGCUGACGGCCGUGGAGGAGACUUGCGGGUUUGCCGUGGAGUGACGAGAGCAACCAAAGGCAACAGAUUCUAGCUCAUGACCACCAGACCAAAAGCAAGCUUUCUGUGCGCCUCCUGCAAAGCUGGCUGAGGCCCGGGAACCCUAGAUGACCCGAGGGAAAGGGUUUUCUCCCCUCCUUUUCAUUGGGGGAGCGAGGGGGGUGGGGGGACUUUGGUUGGCGGCUCCCACCCAUAUUUUCCUCCUUUCUGACAGUGAUCCCCGCCCCCCCCCCCCCCCCCCUUCCAUCACCCAUCCAAUAAAAUGCAGCCAGGUUUAGCAUUUGGCUUCGGUCACACAGGAUACCCUGCAGCGACUGUAACCCACAUGGUUGGUGACAGGCUCACUGCCCUGUGGUCUUUACAGGAGGAUCGACCCACAAGUUCUGGAACUGAGCUUGGCUUACUGAGGGUUUGUAACCGGUAGCUCUUGUGUCUCCAGACAGUCCUGAGGUCCCUUUUCAAGUUCUGCAGCUCAAAUUCCAGUCACAGCCUAGCAGCCUGCUCUGGGAAGCAGAUUAAUCUCUAACUGAAAAAGAACCGUAUUGUCCAUUAGAAUUCUGCCCCAGCAGGAAGCUUGCUUCCAAAAUGUGCUUCCCUUUUGGGAAAGCAAAGGAACUGGGGCAGCUUUUGCUGGAGGCCUGGGGUAUUUUUAAGGGGAUCCUGGCUGAAAAAACUUGUUUUGCAUAGAGAAAAAUGAUCUUCCUUUUAAGAGUCCCUUUUGCCACAUUAUCUAUCUAGCUUGAGAUAUUUUUCCAGUGAAAACACCACAUAACAGAGCUUAUAAAAGAACACACCAAACCAGCCUCAGAUCCGUGCAGCCAGUCCCGGGCUGCGGCUCCCCCACCACCUGUAUGUCUAGGAGGAUCGGCUGGGUCACUUGAAUACUAACCAAGUGUUGUGCGGAAGUUGCUAAGAGCUGAACUAACAGAAUUCUGCUGUUGUAGCUGCUGGCUUGGUGCAAAGUAGCCUCACAGGGAGAGAGGGAACAGGCCACCCCACUGACUUAAAUCCACCCUGAGUUACGGUUUUACGAAGAGUAGGGCACGAAUGCAAACCUGUCGGUGGAGGGGACCCUUCACCCUGGCUCAUUCUGCUCGUUUCCCGAGUGUCGGGUGGAGACGCGAACAAUCGCUACUACUCAGUUCGCUCGCCCAGACGUCCUCACGUGACGAGCAAGGCCAAAGCAAGCCUGGACCCUGAGUUUCCAACACCAUUUUCCAAUUUGCACAGAAGUUCAACAGUAUUUGAACAAGGUGGUUUGAUUUGCGAUGAACUUCCGUGAAGGGCAGCAGCCAAUCGUCCUGUUUGGUUUUUUGUUGUUGUUUUGUUUGGUGGGGGGGUGGGGGGGCAAAUGCGGGGUAAUUCAUCAGGAAGACGUUUCACUGUCGGAAGUUUGCCGUUGGUUUCGGAGUUAAGCGUUGGGACCCAGCUGCGGGUCUGAGGUGGGUCUGGAAGGCUUUCGGGUGACUCUCUUUUUGUCACGGAUACCUCCGGAGCUAGGUGAGUUUGGAGGCGAGCUCAUCCUUGUGGGUCUUGCCCCGAAGCAUUCUGUGGCUGCCGUGCGGGAGCUCGGGAACCCCUGGGAGAUAGACCCUCCCUCGGAACAAGAAGUUCACCUGGUUCGGUGGGCCGUGGGCUAGCGGCUGUGGGUUCCAAGAGCCGUGAGAGAGCGCGCGUCUGGCCAUUUACGGAGGAGGUGCCAGGGUAGAGAGGAUGUCAAGUGUGACUGCUGCAGAGGAGAGAUUAAAUCCGUUCAGGAAGUCCAGGCCGUAUCAUGGGCUUGGACUGUCAGAAGUUCUGCCUUGCCCCGGUCAGGCUUACCCUGAGUCUCGCUCGUUUACCAUCGUCCUUCAGAGGGCGUUCUAGAAGCUGGCUCCCCCUGACUCUCUAGUCCUCCCUCUUAACCUUCCUCUGCGAGAGUAAGGAAAUGUCGGCUAUGGCCCUUCCCCCACAGAGGCCUCCUCUCGAAGGUGCACCUCAACCCCCAGUGUGAGGAGGAGACCUCCACAGAGAGCUGAGGGCACAUCCAGACCGAGCGGGGGAACCACGGACUGUUCCUGUGGUUUGGCCCAGAGCUGCAGGAAUGAGCGGGGAGACGAGGGUCUAGCGGGACUGUGGCACGUGGCUCCUGUAAGACGAUCUUCCUGCUGUCGGGAGGAACAGUCCUUAGAACCCGUGCCUGCCAGCCCCAUGCUGCCUGUGGGUGUCAGGCGUGGGCCCAGCACGCGGGACCGGCCUGUAAGGUGGGGCUUUCCUCCCUCAUCAGUCGUCCUCGUCAGCUGUGCGUUACAGUGGGGCCUGAAAGAGCAGAACUUUCCAGAGCCCUGGUUUACUCUCGCCAGACAGGCCCGGCAGUAGCAUUGCACUUCUAGAACCUUGGAUUAGGCCUUUUGAACCACGGAAAGAGCAGUGUGGCCGACAGUGGGGAAAAGCUCCCGGUGACUCCACUUUGGGUCCACGUGGACCCUGUUCCCACGAGCUCUCGUUUGUGGCCCUUGGUGAUCCCCAACACCCCCCGCUGUCCCCUUCCCACCCCUUGGCCCAGAUGCUUCAGGGGCCCGACUUGCAGGCUUGCCCUCACCAGCGGUCAUCAGCCGACCCUCAGGGAUGCAGCAAACCACCGCUCUGCCAGCGCUGUAGGAGGGAGAAACAAAGGGGCUGCUUGGGGGACACGGUCAGGGCAGCUCUCCCUGAGGGGAGACUCUGCCCGCCAGGAGUCCCGUGCUCCCCGAGCUUGCUCGGCCGCGUGGUCCCAAUUCAGGUGAGGGGGUCCUCCACCCUGAGCUGUCAGGAGUGGCCUUCUGCAGAGAACCCGCCCCAUCCCCCCGGCCCCGUCCGCAGCCAGGCGCGUGCCGCACGGCAGCCUUCCCGAAACAUAGUAUGAAUUUUUAAAAUUUGUUUAUUUUUGUUUCUCAACCACUUUAUAAUGUAUUUUUUAAUUUAUUUUGUAAUGUCUUGUUUUUAAGUAUUGCUGCUAUCCUUGUUAUUCUUCCCACUGUUUUUAUUGCUGAUUUAUUUUGUGAAAAUUGUACACUAAUGUUCCGUUUUAUGUCAAAAUCAAAAGUAUUUAAAGAAAUACUAGUUCUAUUUAAUGUGGUUAUGGAACCAGCUGGAAACACAAAACAAACAGUGAUUGUACAGCAGGUUGGACCCAGGAGGUCAGGUUCAUUUUGUUACAUAUGCAAUAAACUCACGACUUUACAUUUUU
Molecule: messenger RNA, 5624 nt
Organism: Herpailurus yagouaroundi (jaguarundi)
Lineage: Eukaryota; Metazoa; Chordata; Mammalia; Carnivora; Felidae
Gene: SMURF1
Product: SMAD specific E3 ubiquitin protein ligase 1
Exons: 18
Coding region: 121-2421 (766 amino acids)
Biological process (GO): negative regulation of BMP signaling pathway; protein ubiquitination; proteasome-mediated ubiquitin-dependent protein catabolic process
Cellular component (GO): cytoplasm
Molecular function (GO): ubiquitin protein ligase activity; SMAD binding
Source: RefSeq, a predicted model, not a curated record